AUGCCUGGCCGAAAUUCCAAAAGCCGCGAUGUCAUUUGGGUUAGGGGAAUGAGGCUUGGGGGAGGUGGGAGACAUGAUCCCGAAGUUCAGGGCCGGAUUAAAAGGUCGAAGAGAACCCGCGGUUCCGGGACUGUGAAAGACCCAAAGGUAAUAUGGCUCUAUUUUAAUCGCGAGAGGAGCGAGGCAUAUUUUCGAGCUGUUGAGGCCCUGGUUAAGAAACUAACAACGGAAUGCGGCCUCUCGCACGCAUGGAUCAUGUCCAGAGUACAUUCUUUCAGCACGAUUGGGCGAACCAACGACGCCAGAAUCAUGUGCCACGAUGACUUUCACAUCACCAUACGGAUGGGGUCAUCCCAGGAUAUCUGUAACCUGCAAGGCCAUCUGUACCUCAUCUGCGAGGACAACGACGUAGAUGGCAAGCCGGUUAGGCUGAUGAAUGACGAUGAACGGGGUAUCAUCGGCGGUAAAAACCCCCACCUGUGGAUCUGGGGCCAGUAUCCUGCCGAAUCUCGAGACUGGCCGCGUGCUGGCGUGAGAUAUCCCAAGGCGCCAUACGAGAUCAUCGGCGGGUCCAUCCUAGAUGCGCACUCAGACUUCAUGCCGAGCGGGAUCUCCCAUCCAGUCCAAAUCAUCAAGUUUUGA
This is a messenger RNA of Durotheca rogersii, 642 nucleotides long. RefSeq lists its product as uncharacterized. The record is from RefSeq and is a predicted model, not a curated record. The coding region runs from base 1 to 642 and encodes 213 amino acids. The transcript has 4 exons. NCBI's taxonomy places the organism in Eukaryota, Fungi, Ascomycota, Sordariomycetes, Xylariales, Xylariaceae.